Messenger RNA from Schistocerca piceifrons (Central American locust), 2156 nucleotides. RefSeq names its product serine protease snake-like. Gene Ontology annotation, molecular function: serine-type endopeptidase activity. The transcript is spliced from 10 exons. The record is from RefSeq and is a predicted model, not a curated record. Lineage: Eukaryota; Metazoa; Arthropoda; Insecta; Orthoptera; Acrididae. Bases 122 to 1927 code for a protein of 601 amino acids. Gene Ontology annotation, biological process: proteolysis.
AGAUGUAGAUGUAUAUUUACGUAUAGAUGCAGAGGCAACCUGUGGAAAUAACAACUAACCCUGUACCGGAAUCGCGAAGAUCACGCUGAUAGGAAGGCAGUGUCGCCGGCGGUGAGGCAGAAUGGUUUCUGAGGAGCUGCACCCCAACAACAAGGCUGGUACAUCCGGGUGGGAACCGAAUGGCUUUCUACACGCGUGCGCGGGCUUCCAAACUGUGACGUCAGCCGAGAGCGCAGCCACCAACCGGGUACCGUCUGUGGGGCGCUUCAGUCGUCUGAUGACAUCCGCGGAGUACGACGUGCCAUGUACACGUUCGGUUGUUAGCGAUAUGACAACGCGACGUUUUCUGUCCCGCGUGGGACCCUCGAUGUGGCCAUCUGCUACAAUCGUGCUUUUGCUCCUCGUAGCGGCAACCAACGCCGGAAGCAUUGAAGAUGAACUGUGCCAGCCAAAGAAUGGAGGCUCUGGGAAGUGCCUGCAUAUCAGUUUAUGUCCAUCAGCUAUCCACAAGGUGUACCAAGGAAUUGUGCCAGACAUAUGUGGCUUCCAAGGCAGGGUAGCCAUAGUGUGUUGUGAAGAUUCUGCUGCCUCUAAACAACUAAUCACAGGAGAUCAACCAUCCAGAAAGCCUGAAAUACAACCAAAUGGAAUACCUGAAUCAACAACCAAACUACCAAACAGCAGCCUUGGCUCACAGUUCCAGUCUCCCUCUACACAACUUGGCAACACUUCAUGUCAGGAAAUGAGGGGGCGUAUUAGUGAAAAGAAAGGUGAACUGUGCCAGCUAAAGAAUGGAGGCUCUGGGAAGUGCCUGUAUAUCAGUUUAUGUCCAUCAGCUAUCCACAAGGUGUACAAAGGUAUCGAGCUGGACAUAUGUGGCUUCCAAGGCAGUGUAGCUAUUGUGUGUUGUGAAGAUCCUGCUGCCUCCAAUCAACUAAUCGCAGGAGAUCAACCACCUAGGAAGCCUGACACACAACCAAAUGUAAUACCUGACUCAACAACCACUUCACCAAACAGCAGCCUUGUCUCAAAGUUCCAGUCUCCCACUACACAAUCUGGUAACACUUCAAGUCAGCAAAUUAGGAAGCGUGUUAGUGAAGAGAAAUGUGAUGAGUAUAAAAGGCCUUUGGAAGAGGAAGCUAAUAUUCCUUAUCCAUUAACUUUUCAUUUCGUUGUUGGAGGUACGGACGCUGAUAUUGGAGAGAUUCCUCACAUGGCUGCUAUUGGUUAUCAAGUUGAUGGUAAUCUGGAAUGGAACUGUGGGGGAUCAUUAAUCAGUGAAUAUUAUGUCCUUACUGCUGCGCACUGCACACAUAUUGGAAAGUAUCCUGCAGUGAUAGUUCGUCUUGGUGAGCAUAAUCUGAAAAGCGAUCAUGAUGGAGCACAUCCUGUGGAUUAUCACAUUGCAGAAUUAGUGCGCCAUCCUGAAUACAAAGGACCAAGCAAAUACAAUGAUAUUGCUCUGUUACGUCUUAGUGAGCGUGUGAAUUUCACGUGGUCUAUACGACCUGCUUGUCUCUACACACAUGAUAAAUUCUCAGUCAGCACGGCAGUUGCUACUGGUUGGGGUAAAACUGAGUAUGCUGGAAAAUCAAGUGACAUUUUGCAGAAAGUUAAUCUUGAUAUAGUAGAUAACGAAAAGUGCAAUAACUUAUGGAAAAGUCUUGGCAAGAUCACAUCUCUGCCUCAUGGAAUUGCACCAUCAAUGAUAUGUGCCGGGGUCAGUUCAGGAGACAAAGACACUUGUCAGGGUGAUUCUGGUGGACCACUUCAGAUAUCCUACAAAAUAGGAGAUGAAGAUGUGUAUCAUGUUAUUGGAGUGACAUCAUUUGGGAAUUACUGUGCUGGAAAAGAUUCACCAGGAGUCUAUACACGUGUCUCUUCUUUUAUUCCAUGGAUUGAGAGCAUUGUGUGGCCAGAUGGUUAGCUUAAUGAACAUAUUACCAACUUGUAAAAAGUUUUUUUAAGUCUCCCAUGCCAUAUAUUUUAACUGUCUAGCUGAAGUCAGGAAUGUUUCAUGUGGUUAGCUGUGGAUUCAUCAGUGUAUGUUGUGACUGCAGAUCUAACACUCAGAUAUUCAGCCAAAAAGUUGUUAAAAUCAAUUCAUUACAUACGCUAUCAAAAUUUUUUCUGAUAAAUAUCAAAUGACCUUACUU